AUGGCUGACCAAGAGGACCGCGAGCAGCAGGUUGCCCAGUUCGUGGACAUGACUGGCGCAACCCCCGAACAGGCGAUUCAGUAUCUCGGUGCUCAUAGCUGGGACAUUAUGACCGCCUGCAACUCCUACUACCAGGACGAGGACGAGGGAAGAGCCGAAGGCCAGGGCGAGUCAACAUCAGAAGCAGUCAGCGACAACUACACCGGGCCUCGCACCCUCGAUGGCCGCCCAGCCCCUCAAGCUGGUAGCAGCCGGUCGGCUCAAAAAUCCACAGCCCAGCCCAAGAAGAGAGGCAUUGCGACGCUCGGUUCUCUUGGCAGCUCACACCAUCAACAUGACGAUCAUGACGACGAUAGCGACGAAGAUUUCGAUGACGACGACGACGAUGAUGGACGUGGCAAUUUGUUUGCGGGCGGCGAAAAGUCCGGUUUAGCCGUUCAGGAUCCUAAGCAGGAAGGAGGAUCCAAGAAGCUAAUCAACGACAUUUUGGCCAAAGCGAAGAAAAACUCCACUCGCCCAGAUCCCUCGUCAGAUGCUGGACCUUCGCAAAGCUCAUUCUUCCGUGGAACUGGUGUGACGCUUGGAGGUGAGGGAGUCGAGAGCCGAAGCAUCCCCGAUCCUCUCGGUCCAUCACAGUCAGCAACUGCAGAGCCACAGGAGCGUGUGCUGCAUAUUUGGCAGGACGGAUUCAGCAUUGAUGAUGGCGAACUGCGCCGAUUUGACGACCCGGCUAACAUGGCGGACCUCCAGAUGAUCAGGCAAGGUAGAGCACCUCUUCAUCUGAUGAACGUCUCGCACAACGCCCCCGUCGAUGUGAAACUCCAACAGCACGAAACCCCCUACCAGGCUCCUCCCAAGAAGUACAAGCCAUUCGGCGGCUCUGGCCGUCGAUUGGGUAGCCCAGUUCCUGGUGAUGGGAGCGAGGGCUCGAGCUCCAUCGCAGAAGUGGUCUCCAGCGAACCCCCCGCCGCUCCAGCUUCAACGGCACCAGCAGCAGAUGUCGACAGCUCCCAGCCUACAGUCAGCAUCCGCAUCCAAUUGCCAGAUGGAACACGACUGCCAGCUCGCUUCAACACCACACAAACUAUUGGGGACCUGUAUCAGUUCAUCCAGGGAGCCUCUGCUGAUACGCGAACUCGUCCUUGGGUGUUGGCUACCACCUUCCCAAACAAGGAGCACACUGACAAGAGCCUUGUCAUAGGAGACAUGGCAGAGUUCAGGAAGGGAGGCACUGCUGUGGUGAAGUGGAAAUAG
Molecule: messenger RNA, 1254 nt
Organism: Clonostachys rhizophaga
Lineage: Eukaryota; Fungi; Ascomycota; Sordariomycetes; Hypocreales; Bionectriaceae
Source: the annotation of a GenBank genome assembly